AUGAAAGGGCCAAGUAAUUGUACCAACGAUGAUAAUCAUGGUGUUCAUAUGAAAUGGCAGGUAAACAAGAAUACUGUCCAUGAACGAAGCAUUCACAUGUAUAACAAUCCAGUCAUGAGCGAUAUCAAGUUUACUUACAAAAACUGUCAUCCUGACGACGAAUCAGUUCUAUAUGCUCAUAAAUACAUGUUAGCUACUGUAUUUCAGCAAAUGUUUUAUGGAGAUUCAAAAAGAAAGGACUCGCUCGCCGAUUAUUGAUUUACCUGAGCUUACCUGAUAUAAGCCAAGAUGUAGUGGCAGCCUUCUUGGCUUUUCUAUAUAAAGAUGAAUGUCCCAAGGAUAUUGGUAUAAUCUUUAAAGUUCUAAAUUUGACAAAAAAUAUGAAAUCCCAUCGUUUGAUAUAGCAGUGUAGAAAUGAUUUGGAAGAAACGAUUACAAAAUCACAAGCGUUUAAAUUUAUUGAAAAAUUCUUGGAAUUACAAGAACAUACGAUGAUGGAAGUAUGCUGGCGGUAUAUAGACAAAUAUACAGGAAAUGUUUUCAUUUCGGAAUAUUUCCUGAAGAUUAAGCAACCCACUUUGGAUGCUUUGCUAGCACGCGAUACACUUCUCUUUGACGAAAAAGCAAUAUUCGAUGCUGUACUAAACUGGGCUUACUACUUGUGUAAUUGUACCUUACUACAAUUUGAGGAAGCCCGUGAAAGUAGAAGAAAAUUUCUUGGUGAUGCAAUUUAUAAGAUUCGCUUUCACACGAUGAAGACGAGUGAAUUUUCUCCACUUUCUAGAAUCUUUAGGAAAAUUCUUGCUGAUCACGAGGUUGUUGAUUUACAAAUGGUUAUCAAUGGAGAAAAUGUCAGAAAUUUAAAAUGGGAUACUUCAAAGCAAAAACGUGAAGUGAAUUUUUAA
Messenger RNA from Paramuricea clavata, 905 nucleotides. NCBI's taxonomy places the organism in Eukaryota, Metazoa, Cnidaria, Anthozoa, Malacalcyonacea, Plexauridae. The record is from the annotation of a GenBank genome assembly.